AUGUCCACUGACGCCCUCCUUGCCUCCCAUUCUGAGAUUGAGCGCGCGCUCGCCCAAGAUGCCGCCCUCCUCGACUACCUGUCGGACGAUCUCGCCAGCCACCACGCAGUGUCUGCUCCUGGCUCGCCUACGCCCGUUGCCUACGACUGGACGUCGUUUGACAGCGCCCCUGCCUCGCCGGCGCACCCGACGAGCCACGUUGAAGCCUCGCCGCAAGCCAAGAAGGCCCCUGUGGCGGUUGCCAGCAUGCUGCUCGAGCGUCGCGGCCUGUCCCUUGACGGCGCCACCAACCUGCGCAUGUUUGUUGGCCACCAGAACGCGUGCCUGCAGGCCUCCGCCUCGGUGAGCGCCUCGUGCAACCCCAGCCCCACCCCGAUGAUGGACGAUCUGUUUAGCGGUGAGAUGGUUGCAGCCCUGUCUGCGUACAACACGCCGUCCGCCACGCCUCGCCACAGCCCUCUGCACUUCCGCGAGUCUGCCGAUGGCAACGCCUUUGACGUUGUGCCCCGCUCGCUGUCUGCGCACACCUCGUCCGCCUCCAGCGACAGCGACGACGACAUGAUCUCGGCCACCAUGGCCUCGCACAGCUCGAUCGACUUCCCGACCCUGUUCAUCUCGGACACGCCCUCCGUUGGUGGUGCCGCCCACGCCAAUGCCGUCCUCCGCCCCUCGGCCCUGACCCUGUCCCCCGACUCGCGUCCCGCGUCCCCGCUGCCCGCCGACCAUGCCGUCGACACUGCCCUUUCUGCGCUCUUGCACUCGCGUCUCAACAACUACGAUCUCGUGGUCAAGAUGGACGCCGAGGACGACGACGACGAGCUUGUCGGCGUCUUUGACGACGAGCAGGCUGGCUUUGCCCUGCCCAUCCUCAACCCCGCCGUGUCUGCCGCCACCGCAGCCGCUCUCCGCGCUGCCGCUGCCUCUGCCCCCUGCUCGCCCUUCUACGACAGCGGUGACGCCGAAGAUGACGAGGAAGAUGAGGCCGAUGACGAGAUUGACGUUGAGACGGUCGACGAGUAUGUGCCCAAGCGUCCGCUGCGCAAGUCGGCCGCCAACUCGUUUGUUGCCACCCAGCGUCGUCUGCAACGUGGCUCGGCUUCGCUCCCCGUGUCCCCCGCGUCCUCCCCCGCCCGCCGUAGCAUCAAGCGCAAGGCCGACGAUGACAUGUACAUGCCGACUGGCUCGCGCGUCUCUGUCCGUCUCCAAGCCGCCGCGUCGCUCCCCAGCUCGCGAUCUGCCUCGCCCCUCCCCUUCCCAAGCUCCGCGUCCUAUGCGUCCACUUCGGCCUGGGCCGCCAAGCGCUCGUGCACUGACGUCUCUGUGCUCCUCGCGGCCACUGCCGCUGUGACUGCCGCUGCUUCUGGCGACCCGCUGCCCAGCGAGCUCAUGAAUGCUCUUGGUGUCAACCCUGACUCUGGCAAGCCCAUUACGGCUGUGGCGGUGGCUGCCGCUGCCAUCACGGCUGCUGUUGGCGGACCGGUGUCCGAGUUUGACAUGAAGCGAAACAUUCACAACGUGCUUGAGCGAAAGCGCCGCAACGACCUCAAGGACUCGUUCACUGAGCUCCGUGAGGUCAUUCCCGAGAUGGCCGAGGACGAGCGCACUCCCAAGGCCAAGCUGCUCAAAGAACAACACGCUCUCGAAGAGCGUCUUCGACAACUGCGAUCGCGCAAGUCCCGCGCGUAA
This is a messenger RNA of Capsaspora owczarzaki ATCC 30864, 1686 nucleotides long. RefSeq lists its product as hypothetical. The transcript is spliced from 2 exons. NCBI's taxonomy places the organism in Eukaryota, Filasterea, Ministeriida, Capsasporidae. The record is from RefSeq and is a predicted model, not a curated record. Gene Ontology annotation, biological process: regulation of transcription by RNA polymerase II. The coding region runs from base 1 to 1686 and encodes 561 amino acids. Gene Ontology annotation, molecular function: RNA polymerase II cis-regulatory region sequence-specific DNA binding; protein dimerization activity; DNA-binding transcription factor activity, RNA polymerase II-specific.